Messenger RNA from Caretta caretta (loggerhead turtle), 3499 nucleotides. RefSeq names its product family with sequence similarity 180 member A (gene FAM180A). The record is from RefSeq and is a predicted model, not a curated record. Lineage: Eukaryota; Metazoa; Chordata; Testudines; Cheloniidae.
GGGAAGAGCUGCUACAUUGACUUCAGUUGCACUCAGGAGAACAGACAGGUUCUUCCUUUGGGUUGGGGAGGCAGCUGUCUCCUCCUGAAAAGGAAGCCAGGAAGCAAAUAGCUAAUAUAUAGAUAUAGAGAGAGAUUUUAAAGUAAAGGAUGCAUUGGAAGACUUUGCUACUGCUGCUUUUCUGUUACAAUGCUCAUGCCACUGUGAGUCCGAGGUGGAACAGAGCCAUGCUUUUCCCAUCUGCUCAGCGGUUUAAGAGAUGGUCAUCAUCAGCCCUCGUGAACCCGGUGCUGCAGAACUCGCUGGACGAUGUGAACAUGCUUUUUGAGUUUCUUUUAGCUGAGAUUGAAAUUGACAAAGGUCUGAGGAUCUCCAUUAAAGAUGAGGAGCUGGCUUCGUUGAGGAAGGCCAAAGAAUUUGACAUUGUCUGCAAUGACAUUAUCCCCAAAAGCAUCACAGAGAUUCGUCGGCUGAGUGCCAGGCUGUCUGACUACCCGAGGGAACUAAAGAAAGAAGAUUUUGAAAGAACAGUCUUGACCAUGGUCUACACAGCCUACAGGGCAGCUCGAUCUUGGAAGCACCAGAAGAACUCUUGGGCCGAAUCCUUCAUCAGUCUCUACAAGGCCCUGAAGCAUGACUUGAUGUUCUCAUACAGCAAAAAGCCAUUGCACUGAAGGAGUUUAUACACCAAGAAUGCAACAAGCUCUGCUGAUAAGGGGACACAUAGCAUGUCCACCACUUUAUUCUGUAAACAAUUUAAGUCUACGCAUAGUUAAGGUUUCAGAGUAGCAGCCGUGUUAGUCUGUAUCCAUAAAAAGAAAAGGAGUACUUGUGGCACCUUAGAGACUAACAAAUUUAAGGAUUUAAGUUAAGGAUUCUUUAUUCUCUAGCUCCCCCUAGUGAGAUAUUGUUAUAGAAACAUGUUUAACUGGAAAAACAUCUUGUCUGCUUCAGUCCCUGGCAUCCAUUCUCACGUGGGCAAAGAAGAAUGUUCUGUUACUGAGGGUGAAGGGAAUAUAUAUAUUUUUAAAGUUAUUCCCAAAGGAUGGAGGAAGGGCACGCUCAUCUGGCAAGUUUUGGGUGAAGGUUUAGAAACCCAUUUCCUGUUUUGGAAAGUAGUAGAUAUUUCAAAGUCCCAUUAAACAAGUCCAUCCCUGGUGUAAUAUCAACAAAGUUAAUGGCUUUAUGUCUGGGAUAAUUUGGGCCUGAGCUGUCUUGGGGGUGGAGGGGAGUUUACUCUGCUAACUAGUUUGCAAAGCAAGCUCAGAAGGAGAGUGUGCUGAGGAAUCCUACCUUCCUGGCUAGAAAAAAGAUAGGAGUUUUGCUGCCACCUAAUGGGGUGUAAAAAAAGAGAGAGAGUGAGACACAAGCUCACUAUAAAAUGAAGACGCUUCCUGGCAAUUAGAGCUUGGAGACUAUGGGAAGAGUAAAAUCAGCAAUAUUCUUGUAACUCAAACUAACUGACUCGCUUCCCAGGUAUUGGCAACCUAUUUUAAUCUCUCGUUCACAUACAUUGGGUUGAGCCAGUUUUUAUUCACAAGAAUAUUUGUUUGUGGAAGGACACACCGUUAUUUGUGUGUGCAUUCUCCCCAGAAGAGCUCUCACAGCCAGUCUAUAAAGGUCCUUCCAUUAUUUGCACAUGGCUCUGAGCCUGCAACUAUCUGUCCAUGUGGUGUCAACAGCAGGAUCAGAGCCUAGAUUAAUGUAACAAUUACACUUUUCAGCUUGUCCCUAUAACUCGAAGUGGCUGAACCAAUCUCCCGGUUCAGAACAUCCCUGAACUUUGUGAAGGGUGUAAAAAUCAAGACUUUUAUGGAUAAUUCAUGGGCAGAGGAAAGGUAUUCAUCAGAUAAAUUAUUUGCAAUGAACAGUUCAACCUGUUCUAGUGACAAUGUCUUAAGGUUUAAAACAGGUUAUACUAAUGCUGUUUAUCUACCUAUGUUAGGUAUUUCUAACAUGUCUCACUAUAGUUUCUGAGCACUUCUAAAAAGCUGUUACCCCCUUAAUAUUUGCACCUGUGCCCUCUCUCACUUACUCUCACACACUACACUCAGUCUUUCUCUCUUUAAUCAUCCACUUUACUUAAUUUUCUAAACUUUAUAAAUAGAGACAGGCCCAAACUAAAACCGGCAAGGGAAAUAGUUUGGAUUUUAAGGGCCAGACUCUGUGUCCCACCCUGCUCCUUUUGUAUCACUCAGGCCUUACAAAAAAGAGCAGAAAUCUCCUGCAAGUCCCUUAUUGUGGGGAUAUUCCACUAGGUGGAUGAUUUCCCAUUAAAUGUGGAGCCAGCAGAGCCACCUCCUACACUUCCCUCUGUGCAGCUUCCACUGCAGACAGGGUGUUGGGGACAGUCUAGGGCAAGCAGGGGGAGUUAUCAGAGGACAAUAUGCUCUGGCAGUCCUCAGCUGGUGUAUGGCCACUGUGGGACCUUCACCUGCUGGUGCUGUUUAGAGUUUUGCAAAGUUAUAAACAACUGAAAAUAGGGUUUUAUAAUGGAAAGUGUGAGGCAUGUUUAACAACAGGUGUAGCUAAUUGUAUUUGUGUGUGAAAGAGUAUUUAGACACAAAAACACCACAGCUGGCCUACACUUAACACAUCUAACAGAAACUUUCCAAAUGAAAAGCAAUACAUACCUUCCACUCCUGUGCCCGGAGCAAUGCAACUCAUUGCUAGCCAAACUGCCAUAUGCUACAACCUUUAUUAAUUAACGCUUCCCCAAAAAGGAUGUCAGUCUUCCAGAAUGCCCUUUCCCAAACUCCCACCACCACAAGUAGGCCAGCAGAUGUCCCACAUGUAAUGUCUCUUCUGCACCGUUCUGGGAAACCACCCUCACCUAUUUCACAAACUUGUGGAUUACUCUUUUUUUCCAGAGCGGCAUGGAAUGGGAGUAGAGGGGAGCGCCCAUAUAUGCCUUAUUUCUUAAAAGCAAACACAAACCAUCGUUUUUUUUCCUUUUUAAAAUUACCCUGUUGUAUAAUUAAUUUGCUCACGGAGGGUAAUUACCAUGAGUGAUCACCCUGUUUUUACUCUGUGCUCCUAUUCCAUUUCCUAGAGUGACAUCUGCUGGGAGAGACUGGAACUAGAGCAUUCAGGAGCUCCCUCCAUAGUCCAGUGGUUCUUCCCUACUGUGACAACAACCAGGACUGAGGCAGUAAGUUUUAAGUAUAAUUGACUACACAGAGAGGUCUCCCUCACAUCAGGUGAUAUUAUAAUGCACACAAGGUUCAUCUGCCAGUGAGCAUCAUAAGCCCCUCAGAAAAUUAUCUGUACAAACAUUGCUCAGAACAUCCUACCAUUCCCCGUGGAUUACUGUACCUUACAGAUUAUCUUUAUUUCUUCACUGUUAAAUUAAGUCUUCUAAAGUUUGUUUUCUCCUCCCUUUUGGCCCAGUUUCUGUGGAUAAUGUAACAAAAGAGAAAUACUAUUGUGUCACUCAGAUUGCCCAAGUUUAUUUAAUACAGAAUCAUUAAUGAAAUAAUAAAACUAUAACCGAGAACUA